Molecule: messenger RNA, 6317 nt
Organism: Oreochromis aureus
Lineage: Eukaryota; Metazoa; Chordata; Actinopteri; Cichliformes; Cichlidae
Product: E3 ubiquitin-protein ligase HECW1-like
Exons: 24
Coding region: 1-4725 (1574 amino acids)
Biological process (GO): regulation of dendrite morphogenesis
Molecular function (GO): protein binding; ubiquitin-protein transferase activity
Source: RefSeq, a predicted model, not a curated record
AUGGCUAUCGAAGAGCAAGGAGCUAACAUCGAGAAAAGUAUUAGCGACCUGAAGGUUACUAUUAACUUUAUCUCAGAAGAUAUCAGGGAGCUAAAAGGAAAAGUGUCUCGUACUGAAGUAAGGGUGGAUAAAGCAGAAGAGAAAAUUCAAACACUGGAAAACAAAGUGCUGGAGUUGUCUCGGUAUAAACGAAGAUGGAACCUGCGACUUCACUGGCUACCUGAAGAAGAAGGUGAAAACGUACAUAGUAAGGUUAUUGAAAUCUGUCAAAACAUGGAUCCUGACCACCGUGAUAAGUUCCCGGAGGUACUUGAUUCAGUCCACAGGAUCGGUCAACGACGUGAGUCCUCUUCUGUGCCACUGCAUCGCGCCAUAAUCCUGCAAUUUACCAUGAGACACUUUCGAGACAUCAUCUGGAAGGCGGCGAAGCGAUCUGACUACCUGAAGACAAGGAAGCUCCAUUUCAAAGAAGAUCUCUCUCCCGAGGACCGAGAGAGACGCAACCAGCUAUGGCCACAGGUGGAGAAAGCACGUAAGGAAGGGAAAAUUGCCUACUUCGUGGGAGCCCGUGCUUUCAGGUUUAACUUUGUGUCCCUACCCACUGAUGUCCUGGAGAUUGAGGUAAAGGAUAAGUUUGCCAAGAGCAGGCCAAUCAUCAAGCGUUUCCUGGGGAAGCUCUCAGUCCCCGUCCAGAGACUGCUGGAAAAACAUGCCAUUGGGGAUCGAGUAGUAAGUUAUUCCUUAGGCCGCAGGUUGCCUACAGAUCAUGUCUGUGGCCAGCUGCAGUUCCGCUUUGAGCUGACCUCCUCCAUUCACCCAGAUGAUGAGGAGGUUUCCUUAGUCAUAGAGGCGGCCUGUCCUGAGGGUGGACACGCAGUAGAUGUCAACCAUGCUGCUGAUGCUCCCGAUGAUGACACACUGAGUGUGGGCCCCGACAUGCCUGAUCUUCCCUUGGAUGCUCCUCCUGACCCUGAGACCUUACCUGAAGCAGCCUCCGCACCCAAAGAGGUACAGCCUGCUGAGAAGGAGCAGGCUGAGGCAACAUCACAGGAGGAGCAAGGAAGUGUGGAAGAGGAGACCACAGUGAGAGAAGAACCCUUGGCUCCUGAGCCUCAGGUGGAGCAGGCGGAGGGAGAAUCUGCUGAGCAGCAGCAGGAGGGAGGAGUGGAGGGGCAGCAGGAGAAAGGAGAGGUGGAGCAGGGAGAGGGGACUGCAGCACAAGCUGAGGAGGAGGUUACAGCAGAAGGAAAAGAAGCUGUGGAUGAAGCACAGUCAGAGCCACACUCUGACUGUGCCGUAGCAGAAAUGACUCACGAUGAGGCCACUGCUGUGGAGGCUCCCCCCGAGGAAAACACUGCAUCCCAGGAGGCUCCUGUAGACCCAGCUGAAGAGGCCCCACAGGAGGCUGGCGAGGGAGGGGAAAGAAGCUGUGCCCCCUGUUCCUGCCAGUCUCUCUUGUCGAACUACAACUCCAAUGCUCAUUCACGCCGUAAAACCCGCCCCUGCUCCCUCCCGGUGUCAGAGCUGGAGACGGUGAUUGCCUCGGCCUGUGGCGAGCCUGAGACGCCACGAUCCCACUACAUCCGGAUUCACCACCUCCUUCACAGCCUACCCUCAGCCCAGCACAGACCACCAAGCCAGGAGGAAGAGCAAAGCGGGGAAGGAGAGAAUACAGACAGCACUCUGGAGACAAAUGCCACAUCACCAACACUUAAAACCUCCAAAGAGCAGGAGGGGCAGGAGGAUGAUGAAGAAGAGGAUACAUCACAGUCACCCUCUCAGGUUCUGGGGUGUCCGGGCCCCUGCUGUCGGCGCUCCCUGCCCCGCAGCCUCUCCAUUGAGCGCCUCUCUGAGCUGAAUCAACUUCUGGAAGGUGAAGGGUUUGGAGGAGGCCACCCAGCAGUCAGGAGGAUCUCUCCCUCCUGUCCAGAAAGUGAGGAGGGGGAUUCCAGCAAUGGAGGAGGAAGGAGGGCUGGCGGCAGCGCCCACAGAGCUCCAGGUGAAAGCGAGUGCGAGUUUUGUGACACCUCCUGCUAUAGCACCUCGUGCUACAGCACCUCCUGUUACAGCACAUCAUGCUACAGCAACUCAGGCUAUGAGGGGAGGGGGCGCUUUUGCAGCCACACCCGCCUGUCUUCAGUGGAGAGUAACCGGCUCUCCAGCAGCACCGUGUUCUCCUCCCAAGAAGAGGAAGAUGAGGAGAGCGCCUUUGAGUCAGUACCUGAGGGCAAUCAUGGCCCUGACAGACAGGAGCAAGGCGGGGCAGAGAGGAGGACGGGGAGAUGGAAGGAGACCAGGAGCGGAGAGCAGGGGGAUCCAGCUGUGGCGGGGCCCAGUGAUCAGAACAGCAUCGGCUCAGGCUUCUCCCCUCCUGUUGGCCAUCUUCCAGUCCUGCGACCCAGCCAUGACCUAAACCAUUUUCCUGCUGCCACUGACCAAGCCUUACCUCCAAACUGGGAAGCUCGGAUUGACAGCCAUGGCAGAGUUUUCUACGUGGACCAUGUCAACCGGACCACAACCUGGCAGAGGCCGAGCCAAGCUACCAAAUGUAACCACGGCAUACCUCGCUCAGGGUCCACACAUCAGAUGGAGCAGCUCAACAGAAGGUACCAGAACAUACAGAGGACUAUGGCCACAGAAGAGAGUGGAGGGAGUCAGAGGACUGAGCGGAGCAGCAGUACUGAAACUGAUCCUGACUCCACUCAGACAGGCCCCGCCUCCCCUGUCAAUCAACAGAAGAUCAGCCAUCUCCUCCAGUCUCCUGCUGUCAAGUUCAUCACACACCCAGAAUUUUUUACUGUGUUGCACAGCAACUAUGCAGCGUACCGGAUGUUCACCAGCAGCAGCUGUGUAAAGCACAUGAUCCUGAAGGUGCGCCGUGAUGCCAGAAACUUUGAGCGCUACCAACAUAACAGGGACCUUGUGGUCUUCCUCAACAAGUUUGCAGAUAGUCAGCUGGAGCUGCCAAGGGGUUGGGAAAUCAAAACAGACCCCCAGGGCAAGUCUUUCUUUGUAGAUCACAACAGCCGAGCCACGACCUUCAUCGACCCUCGGAUACCUCUGCAGAAUGGCCGGCUGCCUGGCCACCUCGCCCACAAACAGCACCUGCAGAGACUACGCAGCUACAGCGCUGGGGAGGCCUCUGAUGUGUCCAGGAGUCGAGGGGCUUCUCUGAUGGGCAGACCAGGAAACAGCUUGGUAGCUGCUAUACGAAGUCAGCAUUAUGCUGACUCACAGCAGCUGAGUGCUCCAUCUUAUAAUGACAAGAUAGUGGCAUUUCUUCGACAGCCAAACAUAUUUGACUUGUUACAGGAGCGACAGCCCAGCCUGACUAGGAACCAUGCACUGAGGGAGAAGAUCCACUACGUCAGGACUGAAGGAAAUCAGGGAGUGGAGAAGCUGUCGUGUGAUGCUGACCUGGUCAUCCUGUUAAGUUUAUUUGAAGAGGAAAUCAUGUCUUGUGUUCCACCUCACCCCAUCCAUCACAACCUCAGCUUCUCUCCUCGCUGUUCCCCCGCCUCGUCGCCACAGAACUCUCCCGGCUUGCAGAGGGCCAGGGCUCCAGCUCCUUACCGCAGAGACUUUGAAGCCAAACUGCGAAACUUCUACAGGAAAUUAGAGGCCAAAGGAUACGCCCAGGGGCCAGGAAAGAUCAAGUUGCUCAUCAGGAGAGAACAUCUACUGGAAGGAACCUUCAACCAAGUGAUGGCAUAUUCACGCAAAGAGCUGCAGAGGAAUAAACUCUAUGUCACGUUCCUUGGGGAGGAGGGGUUAGAUUACAGCGGUCCUUCCAGAGAGUUCUUCUUCCUCUUGUCUCAGGAGCUAUUCAAUCCAUACUACGGCCUGUUUGAAUACUCAGCCAAUGACACCUACACCGUGCAGAUCAGCCCCAUGUCAGCGUUUGUUGAGAACCAUCUGGAAUGGUUCCGUUUCAGUGGUCGCAUUCUGGGCCUGGCUCUGAUCCAUCAGUAUCUGCUGGAUGCUUUCUUUACCAGACCCUUCUACAAGGCCCUGCUCAGACUGGCGACGGACCUGUCUGAUCUGGAGUAUCUGGAUGAGGAGUUUCAUCAGUCUCUACAGUGGAUGAAAGACAAUGACAUCACCGACAUCCUCGACCUAACCUUCACUGUCAACGAGGAGGUGUUUGGCCAGGUAACGGAGCGUGAGCUAAAGUCCGGUGGCGCCAACCUCCAAGUAACCGAGAAGAACAAGAAGGAUUAUAUAGAGCGAAUGGCCAAGUGGAGGGUGGAGAGAGGAGUGGUGCAACAGACGGAGGCGCUGGUCAGAGGCUUCUACGAGGUGGUGGACUCCAGGCUCGUGUCGGUAUUCGAUGCGCGGGAGCUGGAGCUGGUCAUUGCUGGGACGGUGGAGAUUGACCUCGGUGACUGGAGAAACAACACCGAGUAUAGAGGAGGUUACCAUGACGGCCACAUAGUGAUGCGCUGGUUUUGGGCUGCAGUGGAGCGCUUCAACAAUGAGCAACGCCUCCGUCUGCUGCAGUUCGUCACAGGGACAUCCAGCGUUCCCUACGAAGGCUUUGCUGCCUUGCGAGGUUCGAAUGGCCUCCGGCGCUUCUGCAUUGAGAAGUGGGGCAAAGUGACAUCGCUACCCAGGGCUCACACCUGCUUUAACCGCCUCGACCUGCCUCCCUACCCUUCAUACACCAUGCUGUAUGAGAAACUGCUCAUCGCUGUGGAAGAAACCAGCACAUUUGGUCUGGAGUGAGACGGACAAAUCAAACACUGCACGCCUCUGUGUCCAACACUGGCUGCGCCAAAAUGUGAAAGGAGCGCAGCCUAACCUUAAAGAUCCCGGAAUUGUACUGGAAAUAUUUCUGAUCAUUUUGGAUAUACAGUAUGUUUGUCACUGUUAUGGUUCUGUGCGUCAGAGUCUGUCACUUAGUUAUGAGGAUCUUUACGAUUGCACGCAACACUCACGGCGUCACAGCACUUAUUUUUCUAUAAAUCAUUAGAAAAUAAGAAACAAUUACAAAGGCUUUUUUAUAAUUAAUAUUGAUUAGUUUAUGUGUACCUGAAGAAUGAGUAUGUCAAAUCGAAUCAAGACCUUUUGUUGCAUGUACCACAAUUCCUCCGACAAUGAAAAUGCUUUGGCUAAUAGAAGCAAAAGCAAAGUAUUUAUACUCAGUACAGUAACAAGUGAAAAGUAAUGUACACAAAUAAGAACAAUAUUAGUAAGACAAUAACACUGAAAACAGUAAUUUUCCAUAUGACAACAACAGCAAUGUGCUUGGGGACAUGCUGGAAUUUAUCUUUAAUAGACAGAAAAUAUUAAAAUAAUUUAAUAACCAUCAAAACCUAGUUUAGAAAGAAAAUCGGAAAGAGAAAUGAAAGUAAUGGGUUAAAACCAUUAAUAGAAUUAAAUACUAUUAGUUACUCUAAAAAAUGUUACAGUCAUUGCAAACUUUGAUUCAGAAAUCUUUUUUUUAAAUCAAAAGAUGUAUGCAAAGAUUGUUACACAAAUCCUCAGGUGGUUUCCUGCUGUAGACUGUAGAAUGUCUAAUGCAAGUUUAAAUUAAAAAGAAAAAAAAAACCUCAAUCAGUUUAAUACAAAGUUUAGUAGCCCUGAAGCCAAAGGAACAAUUGUCUGGGUUUUUUGUUGUUGUUUUUUUUAAAGUGGAGAUACUACAAAUACCAAUAUGUAUCUGUCUGGACUGCAGCAGCCCAAAAGGAACUUGCCUGAGGACUUAAGAACAGAACUGCAACACAAUGGAAAAUAAGAAAUUAAGGCAAAUAUAUGAAGAGCUGCAGACAAUUAAGAGAGAAAGACUGACUAUCACUGAACUCAAAAAAAUCCCAACAGGUAAAGAAAACUGCACUGAAGACAAGGUGAAUAACACAUGCUCAGAAACUCAGAAACUACUGAACAUCUGGAAAUGAAAUGAUACAUUAAUGUCAAUAAUGGGCAAGCCACAAAGCAGUGAAGUUUCUGUUUCAAGCAAUGUGACGUGUAGUCUGGUACACUGGAAAUGAGGAAAUAUACAUUAACAGCAUCCAGGUAAAGGUUGUACUCACAUAAAAAGACAGGGCCCUCUCUGCAAUUAAAGACUCCGCAGUACUAACAUGCUUCUGAUACUCAUCCUGGAAGGGUUGCAUCUGGGCCCACAGCUUCCGGUACUGUGCCUCCCUUUAAAGUGAUGACAACAACUGGACACAGAGAUUCCUCAGUCCUGUCUGACUGGACACUGAUGUUGCAUACAGCUCAGUGAUGAGGCAAUGAUGUCAAGUAUUGCGAAUGCAAAAGUAGCCAUCAAUUCCAGCACAAGGGCUUCUGGGAUUCCUUUUGUGGAGACUAAGGGC